GCGAGAGAGACGCGGCUCCUGUCAGGCUCCGGCGUGGGGACCAAGUCGUGAAUCGGAACUCAGGGAGCUGGGGGGAGGGGGCUGUUACGACACUUCCGCUUCCGGGUGACUUCCGUGUCGGUUGCUAUGGAAACGGCGUCGUGUAACCGGAGGCAGGAUCUCUGUGGCGAGUGAAGGUUAAGUGUAGGAUCCGUGCUGCUUCCUGAGGGACAUUUGUGCUAAUGAUGGCGGCUCCUGCUCACCCAAAGGACAUGCUGACUCAAGUGACCCAACUCUGGAGUAUGCUGGAUGAGAUGGCAGAAAGCACCCCUGAGAAUUACCACAGAUUCAUGCAGCAGCAGCUGGAGGAUGCAAAACAAUAUUGCACUCCCCCUGAACCACAUCUUUGCCUACAGACCCACAUACUGGAUCCUAAUGAAAAAUCAUUAUUCAUUAACCUCUGUAGGUGGAAAAGGGUCCCAGCUCCUAAGUCACCUACUGAUCCAAUACCUCUAAGUGCUGGCCCACUUGAGGAGGUGUCCGAUAAAGCAGAGAUUUACUCCAUCAUAGAUAUUGCAUAUAAUCCGACUGUUCUUCAGCAAGAGAACCAAGCAGAAAUGGAUCACUUGAUCCGUCUGACAUUUAAAUACAUUGAGGAGCAUUACAACCUCUCUCUCUCCCACUCUUACCACAUUGCAACAUUCACACUCAAAGGAAGCCUGAAAAGGAUGAAACAGAGUCUGAGAGGAGGGCCACUACCAGCUCCACUUUUCAACAAGAACACGAGGAAUGAACUGACACUGGACCAGAUAAAGCACAACCUCAGAGAGGAGGACUGCAAUAAUGCUACACUGCUGCUGAACAAGGAUGUUACACAGUCUAAAGUGCAUCUGAUAGAAGAAAUUGCCAGUAUGGAGCUUCCACAGGAGCCAGUCACACCAGCCUAUGAACUGACCAUUGCAAAGGAUGCAAACAGGAAACCUCUAAAGAUCGAACUGAAAGUUGAAUUGCCUAAAGUUAGUUCUGUUUCUGAAUGUGAACUGAGCAUUUCAAGGGAUGAUGUAAUCAUUGAAGUCCCUGAAAAAUACAGAUUACAGCUGGAUUUGCCAGAGUUGGUUGAUGAAGAAGCAACUACAGCAACAUUUAACAAAGGAAAAGCUGAGGCAACAAUGGUAAGAGAGCUGUGCAGCUUGUCUAGGAUUCAAUGUGAUCAGGUUGGGGAACUCUGAGCACGCAAUGGGCAGUGUUUGGAUGAAGAAGACUUCUCCACCGGACUAGCAGGAGGCAGCAAACUUUGGAUGUGAAGGAACCCAUUCUUCCCAAGUCCAGCUGGCUCAACACUGAAGAACAGACGCAGGAUGCUCACCAUACUGGUUAUCUACCUGUCAUUCAGACCCACACCACAACCCUUCAGUAGUGUUACCUUAUUAAGUUCUUUCCUGAGCUCCAGUAUUUCUCCCACAUUUAUAUCAAUAGACAGAUAGUAGUGAGGUAUUGUUUGUUUAGACUGCAUCAAACGCUGAGCAAUGACCUGAAGGCAAACAGAGCAGGUCAUUAAAACACAACACACUUUGCAAAAUGGGUUUCCAUCCAAGCUAAAAGUAGGGCUGACAAUGCACACCACUGUCUUAGAUGCACACAUUAUAGCACAAUUGGGUUUGGUCCAAGUGUCUUUGGAGUUGCUACAUAAAGACCACUGAGCAGCAGACAA
Molecule: messenger RNA, 1690 nt
Organism: Mauremys mutica (yellowpond turtle)
Lineage: Eukaryota; Metazoa; Chordata; Testudines; Geoemydidae
Gene: PIH1D2
Product: PIH1 domain containing 2
Exons: 7
Coding region: 222-1208 (328 amino acids)
Biological process (GO): rRNA processing; box C/D snoRNP assembly
Cellular component (GO): ribonucleoprotein complex; R2TP complex; cytoplasm
Source: RefSeq, a predicted model, not a curated record